Messenger RNA from Adelges cooleyi (spruce gall adelgid), 456 nucleotides. RefSeq lists its product as uncharacterized. NCBI's taxonomy places the organism in Eukaryota, Metazoa, Arthropoda, Insecta, Hemiptera, Adelgidae. Bases 1 to 456 code for a protein of 151 amino acids. The record is from RefSeq and is a predicted model, not a curated record. Gene Ontology annotation, biological process: adult locomotory behavior; modulation of chemical synaptic transmission; circadian behavior. The transcript is spliced from 3 exons.
AUGUGUUUAAUCGAAAAACAGGAAGCUCUUCAUGAAAUCUUAAAACGUGACUCGUUUUGUGCUAACGAAUUGGUUAUAUUCCGUAUGGUUUGUCGCUGGAUCAAUGAGAACCAAAUCGACGUGGAUCCUGAUACUAAAAUCAGAGUUUUAUCGGCCGUCAGGUAUCCGUUAAUGAGUGAUGAAGAACUGUCCGAGGCUAGGAAAUCACAAGUGGGCAGUACAGUUUCUAAUGUCAUACAAUUUAAAAACACGUGGUCACCAGAUGAGCCUAAACUUCGCGGACAACUAAAACCCGAUGUGAAUCUUAUUAAUGAGUCUCAGAGUUAUCCUCCAAUCCGUGGCAAUGAUGGCGGUACUUAUAUGUUAACGUUGGACCAUCCUUCAUUUAUAAACUAUAUUGAAUUAUUGUUAUCAGAUGGAAUUGCCACGAAUCCAAAGUAUGUUUUGAAUUUAUAA